Messenger RNA from Magallana angulata, 2626 nucleotides. Its product is annotated as cyclin-dependent kinase 5 activator 1-like. Bases 227 to 1096 code for a protein of 289 amino acids. Gene Ontology annotation, cellular component: protein kinase 5 complex; cytoplasm. The transcript has a single exon. The record is from RefSeq and is a predicted model, not a curated record. Lineage: Eukaryota; Metazoa; Mollusca; Bivalvia; Ostreida; Ostreidae. Gene Ontology annotation, molecular function: protein kinase binding; cyclin-dependent protein serine/threonine kinase activator activity. Gene Ontology annotation, biological process: activation of protein kinase activity; positive regulation of cyclin-dependent protein serine/threonine kinase activity.
UUCAGCAAGUAUGGGUGGCAAUCGAUAUUCUGUGAACUCGGAGACAAGGAAUCCCUGGAACAAGCCCUGUGUAUAGGACCUUGUGAAGAUAUUUAUUUUCUGAUGGAUUCAGUGUUAGGAUGUAUGCAGGGCUGUGAGAGGAAGUGAUUAGGGUGGUUGACGGGCCACCUUGACCAAAUAUCUUUGAUCAGCCUUAAGUUUAUAUUUAUCAGUGGAUUUCAUCAAUAUGGGCACUGUAAUGUCGUUCACGCCUAAACCCAGAAAACCUCUCUAUGAGGACUUUCAUUUACAGAACUUCGGAUACGAAAUUCUGAACAAUGCUAAGAAUACACAGUCUUCUCAAACGCGGGAAAAGAUGUACAAGAAGCACACGGUGUUUCUGAGUGGACUUAGCUGGAAAAAAUUCUCGGUGAACGGGAGUAAGAAAAAAGACAAGAACUUCCUUCUACGAUCCAACGCUUCCAUUGUGCCGGGUAAACUUGACAAUAACUCGAACAUUGAUCACCUGAACAGAAACAUCCCAAAGUCACUGUCGCUCUACGACAUCAAACCGGGAACCGUCGAGAAUGUCCCACCGAGGAAAACGUCCGAGAAAUCCGAGAAGAUCACCACCAGUCCCGCCAAACGCACCAUCAUCCAAGCCUCCACCUCGGAACUCCUCAAGUGUUUAGGGGAGUACCUGUGCAAGAAAUGUAGAAAGAUAAAGACUUUCGAGGGUUGUGACCUCAUCAUGUGGCUGCGGACGGUGGACCGAUCCUUGCUCCUACAGGGCUGGCAGGAUGUAGGAUUCAUCAAUCCUGCCAAUGUCGUGUUCGUCUUCAUGUUGGUUCGGGACAGCAGCCACGCUGACCUGGUAACAGAGCAGGACCUGCAGGCCAUGGUGCUCACGUGCCUGUACCUGUCCUACAGCUACAUGGGUAACGAGAUCAGCUACCCACUGAAACCCUUCCUAGUGGAGACAGACAAAGAUAGGUUUUGGGACCGAUGUCUUUCCAUUGUGAACAAACAGAGCAGCAACAUGCUGCGGAUAAACAGUGAUCCGGGCUUUUUCACGGAGAUCUUUGCUGAACUCAAGUCUUACUCACCGUGUAUAUAACUUCAAAGUCAGGCAACGUUUCUCUUUCAUGUAUUUAUAAAUAUAGUCCCUGCGAUGAGAGAUCGACUCGAACAAGAUUUUGACCUAUAGAUGCGAGAUACAGUGUGCUUAGAAUGUAUUCUUGUAUUGUGUCUGUUAGAUAGCGAGCUUGUGGCAAAAGAGAAUGUGGCGUUUAGGAUGUGGCGAUUAGAUGAAACUGACUCUUGGGUUCUCAGCGUUAGGAUCCAGUUGUACAGUAUGACUGUACAAUAUGUAUGUACAGUUUAUAUGUACAUUUUACACCUGUACAGUAUGUCUGUGUGUACAAUAGACGACUUAUUUGUGGAUUCUGUUAAUCAAAGCUUAAAACGCUGCUUUGACAAUCCCUGAUUUCCCACCAGACAACAUGUUUACAGCUUUACCUGUUCAGUGUGAAUUGGGUCAAAUGACAGGUGCAAUAAUCGAUAUACAUUUGGUGUUCAUUGUUUUUGCAGAGUGCAAUUUAUUCAAAGCCGUUUCUUUGAACAAUAUUUAAGUUAAAAAACGUUUGCCUUUUAACUAAAUUUUGUAAAUAUCAACAUUUUGUUUAACCAUAAGAAAAUUCAAGGAGAGGAAAAAAAUAAGUAUAAUGUAUACAUCGCUUUUUUUGAACAGCAUAGCCGAAUUUGGUUCAAAGAAAUGGCUAUUAUACGUUCGAGGUUAUUUAUGUGCAUGUUUUUCAACGCCCCCUUACGGAUUUUCUGUAGAAUGUGCAUCCCCUAGUGUAGAUUUCGCUAGAAGUUCGGAGCAGAAUUCCAUUAUACUGAGUGGCAUAGACGACCAAAAUCGAUAUUGUUGAUCAGGUCUCAGAAAAUCCGGAAAAAACGAGUCCGUCUGCUUCCCUUGCGAUCGAUAUUCUGCCAUCAUUAACAACGUACCCGCUCUAUUCGGUCCAUACCGCCAACUUAAUUAAGGAAGGCUAAUCCAUCAAUGUCCGGCGGGGAAAUAGGAUGUAAAAAAGAUUGAAAUUUCUUGAAUAGGUUUUCUCUCUCUCUGUUCGGACUAUACACCCAGUUUAAAAAUCGACUUUGUUUAUUACAGCAAAUUGACUUUUUAUUAUUCCGUCAUGAUUUCUACUUUUUCAUAAUCAGAACUUUGAGAAAGCUGUAGCUAUACUGGUAAUUCACUCUCUGUCCUUGGUAGUACAUGUAAUUGGACAUAUGUACACCUGACAAAAUGUAUCAUUCCUUGGUACUCCUGUACUUUUGUUGGACCGGACAUUGUCUAAUUUACUAUAAAAGAGAAAUAUCUGCAUGGGGGGUUAUUACUAAUUUUCUAAACAAAGAACACGCAUAAUUUUUAGCCUCGGGAGAUGUCAUGAAGAAGAAGAUAAACGCACUGCAUGAUACACUUCUAUAAUUAUAAUAAAUCCCACGCGGAUACUUUAAUUUGUGAUGCAGGAAUCACAUUUUUUUUUCGCGUCAUUAAAAUACCCAACCAGUAAAGUAAUACGAAGACUUAGAUCUAUUUGCUUGGCACAUCAAUGAUAUUACGCCAGUUUGAAAAUCUUCA